AUGACUCCAUUUUCCACCUCAAGCAGCCGUUGGGCAGCUCUACAAAGCCGAAAUCCCCUCGCAGGAAAUGCCUUCAUUUAUAGCGUUCUCACGACCAAGAUCUACUGUCGGCCAUCCUGUUCUUCACGCCUUGCACGUCGAGCGAACGUGAUAUUCCACGAUACCCCCGCGGAAGCUGAAGCAGCUGGAUUUCGUCCUUGCAAACGAUGUCGUCCAAAUUUGAGAGAAAAUGAAGCAGAUCCACAGAUCCUGGCAGUUGAGAAGGCAUGCGAUCUGAUCAAGAAGGAAAGUACGGGGGAUGUCAAAUGGAGCGUGAAAGGUCUGGCGAAAGAAGUGGGACUGACAGAAAGUCAUUUCUGUCGAGUGUUCAAAAAGAUCAUGGGGGUGACUAUUGGAGAAUACAGAGCAAAUCAUAACUCCAUUAUGAGUGUUAGAGGACUCGGAACCUUGGACUCCAUAUCUGGGCGCGCCAUACCGCAGGGAAUUGCCAGUGUGGACACGCCUUAUGAUCACGCGUCCUGCACCGCAUUCGCAGAACUGUCGACCCCGAGUCUUUGCACCUCCGAGAUUAUGCAAGAUUGGCAAAUUUUCAGCGGACUACAAACCCCAGAGGACUACAUUCCCGACGCGUCUGAUGCAGCAGACGCGAAUCUGCCCAAUUGUCAGCUGCGACUCCCGGAGGUUUGGAGUACGACAGAGGAUUGUUUUCAGUUCAUCGACUUUGACACUCCAUGGAUGGUGGAAUUCGGUCAAGAAGAGACUGUCUGA
Cadophora gregata is the source of this 768-nucleotide messenger RNA. RefSeq lists its product as uncharacterized. Gene Ontology annotation, biological process: regulation of DNA-templated transcription; DNA repair. Lineage: Eukaryota; Fungi; Ascomycota; Leotiomycetes; Helotiales; Ploettnerulaceae. The transcript has a single exon. Bases 1 to 768 code for a protein of 255 amino acids. Gene Ontology annotation, molecular function: methyltransferase activity; zinc ion binding; DNA-binding transcription factor activity. The record is from RefSeq and is a predicted model, not a curated record.